Messenger RNA from Misgurnus anguillicaudatus (oriental weatherfish), 1176 nucleotides. RefSeq lists its product as uncharacterized. The record is from RefSeq and is a predicted model, not a curated record. NCBI's taxonomy places the organism in Eukaryota, Metazoa, Chordata, Actinopteri, Cypriniformes, Cobitidae.
CUUCACACACACUCGCACGCUGCAGUUAUUCGGAGGCACAGCGUGGAGGCUGCACAUACACACACCGGCACCUUUGGGGCAACAUGGCAAGGAUACCUCACCGCUGUGUGACGAUAUCAGCGUGCUUGGCAGGAGCUCUCCUACUGCUGCCGCUCUGCUGGGGUGUUGAGGAUGAGGAGUAUGAUUUUGACUAUGAUUCUACACAAUCACCAGACUACAAUUCAACAAUCCUGUACAGUUUCUUUAGCAAUGCAAGCAGGGAAGAACUAGAGAACAUUACUAGAUUACUGUUAGAAGGGACAGAGACUGAAGAAGACAGCAGCAAGAGAGAAACAGAUGAAAAUGUGCCAAAAGAAAAGCCAACCAAACCCACUGUCCCUAUGAAUCAGGCAUCUAGAUCAGCACCUGUAUAUUUUAUUACUCUAUUCAUGAUGGUUUAUCAACUGCUUAGACUACUAUAGAAGACACAUAGCACCUUACAGAACACUAUCACACAUCAGAACAGAAGUCCUCGAGGAGGAAGAGCAGAUGGACAGAUAACCUGGAUGUUCAGUACAGACCGACAAGCAGACACACAUAAAGAACUUGCUGACCGAAGUGGACAGCAUCCAUGACAAACUCACAACAACACAAACUGUUAAAGAAAAUACACACUGUUUCGGCUUUAUUAAAGUAAAUAUAGAGCACAGAGAAAGCACACAGAGGGUCGCAUAGGCUGGAUCAGUGCAAUGGAGCAUAUGAAUAUGAAUGUUGGGCUAAACUAAAUGACCAAUUCUUUUGUGCCUGUUUAUAGAUUUUGAUUCAUAGAUUGUAAAAACAAUCAAAUCAGUGGACAUAAUUGUACACAAUGUAAAGUUUUCUUAUGCCAAUUUUGUCUUUAAGCAUAAUGCUUUAUAAUAGUUUGCCCUUGAUUAAUUCUAUGCUUAAAUCCAGACCAUGUAAGUGCAGAAACACAAUUUUUUUAGUCUUAUAAAGCAUGUUCAGUAUCAUGACCUUUCACAUAGGCACUUUUUUACUCCUGCACUUCUCAGCCUCACUGCUUCCUCAGUAAUCUUACCAUUUAUGACAGCAGCAGAUGUUUCAUUUUCUAAUGGAUUUUUUCAUUUUGAAUUAUGCACAUGAGCCAACAUUUUUUAUAUGUUGUUACAGAUACUGAAUAAAUAUUUUUUCAUGUAA